Messenger RNA from Aspergillus ibericus CBS 121593, 1710 nucleotides. RefSeq lists its product as uncharacterized. The record is from RefSeq and is a predicted model, not a curated record. Bases 396 to 1559 code for a protein of 387 amino acids. NCBI's taxonomy places the organism in Eukaryota, Fungi, Ascomycota, Eurotiomycetes, Eurotiales, Aspergillaceae. The transcript has a single exon.
GGUAUAGACCCUCGAGUGGCCCGCCCAUCGCCAUCCACCAGCCACUGGCUAUUUACUUCCUUCUCCAGCAUUCUGGACCUGGGCUGGACUGGACCGAUAGGUUCCCAGCAAUAACCCGAUCCACCAUCCACCGCCAUCUCCCGACCAUGCCAGCCCGUCGAACUCCUGGGUUCAUGCAUUGUGUGCCGUGCAAUGCGUGAUACGUGUCCUGCGCUGUCUGCCCACCUGCCCGCCGCCGCCGCCGUCUCACAGGCGCUUGAUCCCUCCCUUCUGCGUGCGCAUUGGCCGGAAGGCGGGGUUUUACUCCGGUGGUGGUGGUCGUGGUGGUGGUGCUGUCGACCUCGUCCGCUGCUGCGUCACUGAGCUUGUCUGGACAGAUGCGGCCUGCAUCUAAGAUGGAUUAUAGGUCAGGCAGGCUCACCCACGCGGACGCAUUCCCCUCGUCCUCGUCCACCUUGCCACGCCUGCAUGCCUCGCCGGUGGUUGAGACUGUCCGACCUCUGCAACAGGCGCAUCCCUAUCGCUAUGAACCGGCUCUGGAUGCUCGACCCCAUCCUACCACUGCGCUACGUCAGCUGAAUGGGCAUCCCCGACCCUCGUCCUGGCGGAACCAUCAUCGACAGGCGACGGCUCGGUCUUCAACUUUGGCAUCUCAGCCUGUCCUGGUUAGGGCUUAUUCGGGAGACCCUCAUGGUACCUCCAGCACCACCACGAUGCCUGUGCGGCGAUCAUUUCCAUUCCUCAGCGGCUCAGGAAGUCAGCGACGGGGGCCUACUCUCCCGUCGGAGGACGACUUCAGUAUCGAUGGUAUUAUGCGAGCCAUUGAACCUAAUAUCCGGCACACAUUAGACUCGAUCGGAGAAAUAUGCGGGCGCAGCAGGCUCAGUCUGGCGAACGAAUAUGGAAGCCAUAUCGCCCCGUUGGGCGAGAUCCGGGCUCCUCCUGGAGGCUUGCUGACGGUUGAGGAAGCCAGCUCGGACCAUGAAAGACAAACCGACAAUGUGGUCAUCUACGACGAUGAAACCAGCGUCGCUGAUGGCCGCGAUCAUUCGUUUCCGCACUAUCGAGACUGGGUUCACGCCAGACAGACAGGAUUCCAAUCUAGAACCUCGUUUUCUGGGGAUGGCUCGUCAACUCAGAUUACACCUCCUACAGCUCGGUCUGCCAUGGCAUUGCAGUCUGCGGCAGAUGAUCCUCUUCCCAUGACGAGGGAAUUCGCGUCAAAACCCAGGUCGUGCAGCCGGAUGCUACUGGGAGGAAAGCAACUCAAAGCAGGCUCUCGUGACCGGAGUAUCCUGACACCGGCCCUUGUCUCCGAAAUUCUGCUCGAUGCCCAGGCCGAGGGUAAACCUGUCAACCCUUUGCUGGAGACUCCUCAAGACCACCCCAUCAAGGAUACCAAGACUGCAUCUAAGCGGUGGGUACCGCUAUCCUUAAUGGCCGAGGUGCAGGCGCUGUUGAGCUGGCUCCAGCAUGGUGCUGCCGACGGUAAACAAGCAACGGCGGAGAUGCGACUACGCGCGAUGUUGGAACGAUAUCAAAAUACUCAGAAUGUGUGAUGACAGAUACAAAAAGGAACAACUGCACGAAGCCACGAUAUAGCUAUCCUUUAACGGCUCUGAUGACAUGAUAUACGAUGAUACUACGACCAAAAAAAUAGGUAGCGUUUUCGAUUCCAUGCAUAAUGACACUGAUGAUCACUGAACAAGC